Aphanomyces astaci is the source of this 558-nucleotide messenger RNA. RefSeq lists its product as hypothetical. The coding region runs from base 1 to 558 and encodes 185 amino acids. The record is from RefSeq and is a predicted model, not a curated record. Lineage: Eukaryota; Oomycota; Saprolegniomycetes; Saprolegniales; Verrucalvaceae. The transcript has a single exon.
AUGAGUCCAUCACCGAGCUCAGACGGCAGCGAAUACAAGGACAUCGUAGCUCGUAGAAGUGCCAGCGCGCGCCCCGGCAAGAAACGCUCGUGGUGGGAAGACCGCGAUGGUGAUCUCGACCGUUAUAUGCCAGUCAAGAAGGCAAGAACAGAGUCGGCGACAGGCUUUGGCUCCGUGGACAGCUACAUUCAUUCCCCGUUGUAUUCCCCAGUGUCGCCUGGCGACGGUGUUAGAAGCGUCUGCUCCGAUGAGGACAGCGAAGCUGCGGGGAAUCUGUUGACACGGUCGCGUGUUGAUGUCAACAAGGAAUUCAAUGAAAUCUUCGACGCGCUGACUGUGUUGGCGAACGACCGCUGCAUUGACUUGUUGUCAGGUUUUCUGGACGAACUCGAAAGGCUCAUGUUGCGUGUAGUCAGUUUGGUGGAGUUUGUUGGCGACCAUCGAGGACACCAAGAAAUGUAUUUUGCGUGCUUGGACAUGGCAGCACAAGCAGCAGCCCACCUGACGCGCACCCAAGGAACUUGGAUGGCGAAAGAGCAUGGUUUUACUCGCUACUAA